AGGAGGAGACACGUUGGGGGGGGAAAAGGUAAAAGAAGGAUGACGUUGUUAUCGAGCUAUAUUUGGCUGCUAUGUGGGUGCUCCUGUCUGGUUUGUGAGGAGUCUCUUCCAAACCCUGCACCCAGCUGGGACUGCAGCCACCAGGGGAAGAGCUGAUGGAGUGAGAUGUUACGGAGGACGGGGUGAAGUGAGGCUUCAUGGGAGUUUUAUCAGCCCGAUGCAUCAUCCAACAAAUGUCCUGACAGGCUUAAUCACCUGCUCUCUGUCAGAGUUGCGUCUUUUGUGUGUUUUUCCCCGGUUGAGGUCUCUGGGCUUUUGCCAACAUCUGUCUGGCUGAGUGGAUGAAUAGACAACAAGCACUGUGCUGGUAGUUGGUGUUGUUGCAGUACUCACGCACACGUUCCCCUGAGACGGCUGCUUUGGAAAGCUGCAGGAACUGGCUGGUCCUUGCAGGCUGGGUCACAUGGCUUCAGGAAAGGACAGGCAGGUUCAGAGACAGGUUGAACAAGGAGAGGGACAUGGAAGACACAGAGGGUUCAGCCGAUUCCUACACUAGUCGACCCUCGGAUUCCGACCUGUCCCUGGAGGAGGACCAGGAGGCGUCUCGGCGUGAAGCCGAGCGCCAGGCUCAGCUGCAGCUGGAGAGAGCCAAGUCCAAACCAGUAGCAUUUGCAGUAAAAACCAAUGUGAGUUACUGCGGGGCCCUUGAUGAAGAUUGUCCAGUCCAAGGUUCUGCAAUUAACUUUGAAACCAAAGACUUUCUGCACAUAAAAGAGAAAUACAACAAUGACUGGUGGAUCGGCCGGCUGGUGAAGGAAGGGGCAGACAUCACGUUCAUCCCGAGCCCAGUCAAACUAGAGGCCAUGAGGAUAAAACAAGAGCAGAAAGCAGCAGCGAGGAAAGGAGGAAACGCUUCAUCCGGAGCCAAACAGAAGCAGAAACAGACUGAACAUCUUCCCCCAUAUGAUGUGGUCCCUUCUAUGAGACCAGUGGUGCUAGUGGGCCCUUCACUGAAGGGCUAUGAGGUAACGGACAUGAUGCAGAAAGCCCUGUUUGACUUCCUAAAGCACAGAUUUGACGGCAGGAUCUCUAUUACACGGGUGACUGCUGAUCUGUCGCUGGCGAAGCGCUCGGUGCUGAACAAGAAGGCCAUAAUGGAGAGAUCCAACACGCGCUCCAGCCUGGCCGAGGUUCAGAGCGAGAUCGAGAGGAUCUUUGAGCUGGCCAAGUCUCUUCAACUGGUCAUCCUGGAUGCAGACACCAUCAACCACCCAGCACAGCUCCUGAAGACAUCGCUGGCUCCCAUCAUCGUCUACGUCAAAGUGUCCUCGCCUAAAGUUCUCCAGAGGCUGAUCAAAUCUCGAGGGAAGUCACAAAGCAAACACCUCAACGUCCAGAUGAUGGCGGGGGACAAGCUAGCUCAGUGUCCGCCUGAGAUGUUUGACGUCAUCCUGGAUGAGAAUCAGCUGGAGGACGCGUGUGAACACCUCGCCGAGUAUCUGGAAAUUUACUGGCGUGCGACGCACCUCCCCUGUUCUGCCCCCGUGAACCCCUUACUGGACCAAAGUGUGAUCACCCCGCCCUCAGCUAACUCCAGCCAACAGUUUUCUGAGACUCAAGAGUUGAUAGAAUGAUUGCGACCACAGACGAAGGAGCAGCCUGUGCUAUCGGGCUAGGAGGUCAUGGAGCACAGGGACCAGGGCGCCACCAGGGGGCAGCAGCAGCCCUCAUCUCUCCAACGCCAGCCACCAACUUCUCUGGCCAUAACUCGGGGCGAAGACGAGAACAAGCAGGAGGCUGAUGAGCUGGAGGAAGAGGACAAGCAAAAAAAAUACACAAAAAAAAACAAAAAACAAAAAACGGGGAGGAGCACGAGGAGGAGGAAGAUUUGACCAGAGGAGCCUCCGCCUCACUGCUGCCCCCUCGGUAAGAGCUCCCUGCUCCCACCGCCAAGCGACAACUCAGGGCCGCUUUCUACAGCUGCACACCGACUGGUGAUUAAAAACCAGUUCAGCGGUGCAGCCACUGCACGACACCCUCUCUCCCUCCCUCACCCUCCUGACCUUGUUCCCAAAGUCCCUGAUUUCACACCGGAGGUCACGUGGCACAGCUGAGCCAGCCCAUGUGUGACCAGACACCCAGACGUGGCUGUCGCAGACACAUGUAGGCUCAUUCAGCUCCUGUUGUAGACAAAUAUCACACCUGUGAAGUCAGAGUCUGUUAGCAUACAGUACUGUAGCAUAGCAGCGCUAUCAGUAUAACGCCAUGUACAAACACAAAUAGCUUCCCAGGGUUUCCUCUCUGAUAAACGCGGCGUCCCAGAGAGCGACAGAAAACCAGUUUGUCUUCCGUCUGUACAGCUCUGCGUGAGCGCUCAUUCCAGUUUAACCAAAUGUUUCCUCAAAGGCACAAUUAUUCCUUUUUCCUCACCUGCUUUCUCUCCUCGUUUAUCCAGUAGCCUUUUUUAAAUUUCCAUUUAUUUUUUUACAGUAACUAUCUAUACUUCUAUCUAUAAUCCAUAUCUUGGCCCUCAGUAUGGCUGAUCACAAUGUACGCAACAGUGAUGCAAAACUCAUUCAUGACGAGCACGGGCUUGCACAGCAACAGUCUAUAUGCAUCUUUUGUCACAACUUGAAUGUAUAAAUGCUGGUGGAAGUCAGGAUUAUUUACAGUAACUGUGGUUCGCUUGGACAUAGUACCUAAGCUCGCUAAAAUAAAAAAAGAAAUGCCAUUCAGUAUCCGCCAAAAACUUUAGUCCUUGAUAUACUGUACCUGAGACAAGAAGGCUCAUCCGACAAUUAAUACACAGUCACCAACUCACAUUUGCCUUUAAAUUGGAUUCUUAUUAAUCACAUUUAAUCAUUUCCAGUAAUCAGUUGUACCAUAGUGUGCAUUUCCUGGUUCCCCCUACACAAAAGUAAAACACUACAAAUUUAACAUGUAGCAUAAGCAGACAUCAGGAGAUCAUCUCUCUGGGGGGUUUGUUGUAUUUUAUUUUGAACAAAACAAUAAAUCAGAGAGUUACUUGAUCUUCAGGUUUAUUCCGACACAAAAAAACACAUUGUUGAGUAGAUUUACUGUCUGAUAUUUCAAUCUAUUUCAGAGAAUAGAUUUAUAGAUAAUAACACAAUUCAACGUUACCUCAGCAUGUGUGCUGAAUGGAACUCUCGGUGAUAUAAACACAUCACCGUGAGCUACACAGACGUGAACAUAACUUAUCAGUGGGAUCAUUUUCCAAUCCAGUUGCCAGAAUAAAUGUUGGCAAUUUAGGUUUCUGCAAACCACGGAUUUGUUGUAACUUGACAUUUCUUUAUGUUGCAGCUUCUUGUUUCUUUAGGUUUAGGAUCCAAUGUUGUGACAACGCUGUGCUUAUAUUGUUACAUUUAGCACAAAAAAACACUUGGUUAAGGGUUAAAAACAGAUUUUGUUGCCACAGUCAUGGCCGGAGAUAUUCUUACUUCUCAACAAAAAUGUUAUUUUUUUUAUUGCCUCACGCACAACUAUUGUGAUUUUGUCCUGAGGUGUCCUUACAACAUCCAGUGGUGUCACACAGUCUCAAACAGCGGUCACUAGCUUUGGCAGCCUCCUCCGCCUGUGACUCCACAACCACCCCCACCACCUCCCGAUGUAAAGGUUAGGUCGGUUAUGUAAACGUGAUAUGUGAAACCUGGACGUCGCAUUUAAAGCACCCUAUUUUUUUUCUGCACAGCUGCAGCUGGAGUCGUCCCAAUGUCUCGUUCAGAACACCCGCCUUUCUUUGAAUACGUGACACACUCUUACAUUUGAACACAUCCCUGGUUUGCAGAAAGGUUAGCAUCGUAUAUUCUAGUCUGGCGACUGGGCUGUAGCUUUCACACUUCAUUGCUACACCAUAGUGAGGUGGUAGCUGAAGCAGUGAUGGACUAUAAGACACCCAGCUGCUCUUUGGGUGUUCAGGCAUCAGCGGAGCUUCUCAAUUAAGUUGCCUGGUGAAUUAAGAAGAAGCGAGCCUCCACUACAUCACUGUGCUACAACACGGAGAAGACAUUAUCACCCCUGAUUGUGACGGGCUCCUUAGAAGUCUAAGAAGCCCAAUACAUGAUUUCACUACUAUCUCAUGGCAUUAACAGCUGAAAUAAGCAUGUGUACUGCAGGCCUAUAAGUAUAUGGAGGGCGACCUCUGGUGGCAUAUUUAUGUUACUCUCAUAUCCACCGCUGCUUAUUUCUCUGCCAAGCAAGCUGCUGCAACACAAACAUCAAGUAAACAUAUGUAGACAACUUCAACCUCCAGAAUAGUUAAACGUCUUUGUUGCAAAUACCAAACCUGUUUAUUUAAUCAUCUAUUUGCCUUUAUUUUGUGUCUUACCGUACUAAGAAAAAAAAAAAGAAUGCAACUGAAUAAGCACUGAAACUCUCACGUUAAUCUGUCUGCUGUUAUCAUAUAAAACUAUAGAACUCAGCUAACAUGCCACUUAUGUAAAUAAGCUAAUGUAUGUGCAUGACAUGUUAUAUUCCUGUUUCAUCAGAAGGGCUUUUUCGGGACCAUUGUCACAUCAUGAGCCAUUCAACAUGACCUACAUAACCAGUCACAUGUAUUCUUUAUCAAGGCUUCGCUGUACAUACUGUACAUUCAAUAUGCAGAUAUUAUUAUUAUCAUAAUUAUUAUGGUUAUUAUGGUUAUUAUUAUGAUUCUUAUUAUUAUCAAAUUGCACAGAAACAGACAUACGCUGACAGAAAGUAGAAGGGUUUCAGUCAGAGGACACGACUCUAUAUUAAACACCUCAGAAAGCAUGUGUUUUUAUGUAUUUUCCUCUGUUUGGAACGAUGCACUGCAGUUGUUUAGGACCACCGUGACGUUCGCUACCACUGACACACACAUUCGUUUCUGAAGGACCAGGUUUCUAGAUACACGACGUCCGCUUGAUGAAACACAGAGAGCACAGUCUUUGGAUAAAAAUUUUAAAAAAUCAUAUAAAUAUAUAUAUAGAUAUAUGCUCCGUCUAUUUGCUUAAUUUUUAUUGCAGUAAAAAUUUCUAUAAAAGUCAGUUAUUCUUUGGACCUCCAAAGCACAAUUUUUUACAAUUAUCGUUUCCUGUUGCGUUCCACUUGCCUAAAUUCUGUAUGCAAUACAAAGUCUAGCAUUGACGAGACACUAGCUGAGACUAUCAAGAUAUCUCCUCAGUUCUGAUGGGGUAUAAUUGCACUACUAUCAUUUCUAUGUCUGCUUUACGAUGCAAUAAAUGCACUAAACGUUAUGCUGUACCCACCUUCAAUACUGAACAAGUUGUCUGGUCUGAUGAUGAUGUCAACAUUUCACGUGGUUUCUGACGGGUCGAUGACAUGAAGUGAUAUCCAACAGUGUCUGAUGACGAUGUGUACAGGGAGCAUCUUUUGUCAGUAGCACAUCUGAAAGAGAGGAGGUGAAUAAAACACAACAACAUUUAAGUAAA
Molecule: messenger RNA, 5429 nt
Organism: Acanthopagrus latus (yellowfin seabream)
Lineage: Eukaryota; Metazoa; Chordata; Actinopteri; Spariformes; Sparidae
Gene: cacnb3b
Product: calcium channel, voltage-dependent, beta 3b
Exons: 15
Coding region: 519-1634 (371 amino acids)
Biological process (GO): neuromuscular junction development; calcium ion transmembrane transport; regulation of voltage-gated calcium channel activity
Cellular component (GO): voltage-gated calcium channel complex
Molecular function (GO): high voltage-gated calcium channel activity; protein binding
Source: RefSeq, a predicted model, not a curated record